Molecule: messenger RNA, 2805 nt
Organism: Perognathus longimembris pacificus (Pacific pocket mouse)
Lineage: Eukaryota; Metazoa; Chordata; Mammalia; Rodentia; Heteromyidae
Product: vomeronasal type-2 receptor 116-like
Exons: 9
Coding region: 1-2805 (934 amino acids)
Biological process (GO): G protein-coupled receptor signaling pathway
Cellular component (GO): membrane
Molecular function (GO): G protein-coupled receptor activity
Source: RefSeq, a predicted model, not a curated record
AUGGGGUUGACCCCCUUUGAGAUUAUGUAUGGCAACACUCCUUCUAUGAUCCCUAGCCUUCAGACUGACUUGGUUGCUGAAAUAGAUGAUCAGGAUGUGAUUUAUGUCUUGCAGAAACUCCAGACUGUUUAUAAAGCAAUGUGGCCCAAGCUUAAGGCCUUGUAUGAAUCUGCUUCUGUGCCUACCCCACAUUUGUUUAGACCAGGAGACUGGCUUCUUCUCCUUGUCCAGUCUUUGGCUGGCCCUAUCUGCUUUUCUACAAUGAAGCACCUUGCACACAUGGAUGGAGAUGCCAUGAUUGCUGCAUUUUUCCCUCUCUACACUUUGGGACUAGAUCAAAGUAACAGCGAUGCUUCUGGGCAUGAAGAUAGCAACCCUUCCAGUAUUCCUAUAUACAAUACCCUGGGUAACAAAAUCAACAACUGUGACAUUGGGGAAGAGCUGGUCAUAAGGAUUUCCAUCAAGAAUUACCAGUUUGUUUUGGCCUUGGCUUUUGCUGUUGAAGAGAUCAACAAAAACCCUGAUCUUUUACAUAACUUGACUCUAGGAUUUGAUAUCUAUGAUAUCCAAUAUGGAACAUCGACCUUAUAUAAAAAUCCCUUCAUUUGCCUCUUUGGGAAAUACAAGAUUCCAAACUAUAACUGUAUGAGAGAGAGCAAGUCUAUGGCAGUCCUUACAGGACCUUCAGGAGCAAUAUCUUCCCUGAUUGGGACACUGCUGGACAUAUACAGGUUUCCGCAGCUUACUACUGGGCCUUUUGAUCAUAACCUGAGAGACAAGAACAAGUUUCCUGGUCUCUAUCAGGUGGCCCCAAAGGACACAUCGAUAGCCACUGCCAUGGUCUUAUUAUUGCUUCACUUCAGCUGGAAUUGGGUGGGAUUCAUAUCCUUACAGGAUGAGAAUGAUUUGUGGAUUCUUCCUGCAUUGAAAGAAGAGAUGGCCAGGAAUAGAGUUUGUGUGGACAUUGAGCUAUUAUUUCCAAAACAGGCUUUAAAUGUUUUCAAUUUCAUGGGAAGUUAUAACCAGAUAAAUAAAUCUUUAGCAAAUGUCUUCAUCAUAUAUGCUGAUAAUGAAUUCCUAAAUCAUGUAAUGAUAUGUGUUGAACAAUUUUUAAUGAAAGGCAGAGUUUUUAUCAUGAACACAAAGGGUGACUCAGUCUUGAGGAAAAGAUAUUUUAUUCUAGGUUCACUGCAUGUAUAUCUCAUUUUUACACACUAUCACCCAGAGGUUUCUGGAUUCACAAAUUUUGUCAAUGCAGUUAAGCCUUCCAAAUAUCCAGAAGACUAUUUCCUUGCUAGGCUGUGGUUUCUCUCUUUUAAUUGCUCAGAUUCUGAAUCUGACUGUGUCAUAUGGGAAAGUUGUCCUCAUAAUGCCUCCUUGGGUUGGCUGCCUGGGCACAUUUUUGAUAAGACUAUGUCUGCAGACAGCUACAACGUAUACAACACUGUGUAUGCUGUGGCCCAGGCUCUCCAUGAGAUGCUUCAUCAUCAAACAGAAGUACAAACAAUGGAAACGAGAAAAUGGGCCGUGCCUUCCCCUACAAAGUUGCAUCCUUUUCUGAAGAACAUGCAAUUUAACAACCCUGCUGGAGAUCAAGUGUUUUUGCAUGAUGAAAAGAAAUUGGAGCCAGAGUUUGAUAUUGUGAAUAUUUGGAAUUUUCCAGAAGGUCUUGAACUUAAAGUGAAAGUAGGAAAGUUUUCUCCAUAUACUCUACAAGGCCAUCAACUAUUUUUAUCUGAAGAUAUGGUACAGUGGGCCAUAGGAACUACAGAGCCUCCUCACUCUGUCUGCAGUCAGAGUUGUCAUCCUGGAUUCAGGAAAUCCCCUCAGGAGGGAAAGGCUGCCUGUUGUUUUGAUUGCACUCCUUGUUCAGAAAAUGAGAUGGCUAAUGAGACAGACAUGGAGCAGUGUGUGAAGUGCCCAGAUCAUCAGUAUGCCAACACACAGAGAAACCAGUGCCUCCAAAGAGCUGAAAGUUUCCUGGCUUAUGGAGAACCCUUGGGGAUAGCCUUGGUCUGCAUGGCUCUUUGUUUAUCUACACUCACAGCACUUGUUUUUGGAGUCUUUGUGAAACAUCAGAACACCCCCAUUGCCAAGGCGAAUAACCUGGCUCUCAGCUAUAUCCUGCUUAUCUCCCUCAUCUUCUGUUUUCUCUGUCCCUUGCUCUUUAUUGGCCAUCCCAAAACAGCCACCUGCAUUCUACAGCAAACAACAUUUGGAGUUGCAUUCACUAUAGCUGUUUCAGCUAUCUUGGCCAAAACAGUAACUGUGGUUCUGGCUUUCAAGGUCACUUUUCCAGGGAGAAGGAUGAGGUGGCUGCUGGUUUCAGGGGCUCCUAACUUAAUCAUUCCCAUCUGCACUCUGAUACAGGUAACUCUCUGUGGACUCUGGCUGGGAACCUCUCCUCCCUUCAUUGACACAGAUGUGCACUCAGAACCUGGCCACAUCAUCAUCCUGUGUAACAAUGGCUCCCUCAUUGCUUUCUAUGGUGUCUUAGGAUACCUGGUUUUCCUGGCCCUGGCCAGCUUCACUGUGGCUUACUUGGCCAGGAACCUGCCUGACACCUUCAAUGAAGCCAAGUUCCUGACCUUCAGCAUGCUGGUGUUCUGCAGUGUGUGGCUCACUUUCCUCCCUGUCUACCACAGUGCCAAGGGGAAGGUCAUGGUGGCUACAGAAGUUUUCUCCAUCUUGGCUUCCAGUGCAGGGCUCCUAGGCUGUAUCUUUGCCCCCAAGUGCUACAUCAUUUUGUUGAGGCCAGAUAGAAAUGUUCUGCCUGGCCUUAGGGACAAAACACACACCAGGUGA